Molecule: messenger RNA, 1649 nt
Organism: Oncorhynchus mykiss (rainbow trout)
Lineage: Eukaryota; Metazoa; Chordata; Actinopteri; Salmoniformes; Salmonidae
Source: RefSeq, a predicted model, not a curated record
CUAGUUAAAUAGAGGUUAAAAAGAAUAAUCCCACUUUGUAACACAACAAAAUGUGAAAGUCCAGGGGUGUGAAUACAUUCUAAAAGGCACUGACUUUCACAGAGAAAAGCUGACCAAUACAACUAUGCAAUGCAAGAUGGCCAGUUUUGUAAUAUUAUAUAUAUUUCAUAUAUAAAACUGUGAACAUUUGUGAAAUAGAAUUCAUCGGGAAGGAAUAUGCCGAAUAUGUCCCAAAUUGCACCUUAUUCCCUAUAUAGUUACUACUUUUGACCAGGGCCCAUAGCUCUGGUAGUGCACAGGGAAUAGGGAGCUAUAAUAUAUAUUUCAACCCUUCCUGAUCUAUUUUACUGAUGCUAUUCCUUUCUUUCACUCCUCUGGACUGGAUCCCUGUACCUCGUCCUGUCUGGGAUGUCUCCUGUGUUUCCAUGCUGAUGUUUGUGUGUACCAUGACAACAGAGGCUAGCGCGGUGGGCGAGGCGGACACAGAGGGCAAGCCGAAGCCCAGUGUAGCAGAGGCAGAGAGAAGACCGGAGAACAAGCAGAGCUCGGAGGCAGAGAUACAACUGGAGAACAAGCAGAGCCCAGAGCCAGAAACAGAGAGAGAACCGGAGAACAAGCCGAGCCCAGAGCCAGAAACAGAGAGAGAACCGGAGAACAAGCCGAGCCCAGAGGCAGCAGCACCGGAGCCAGAGAGGGAGAAGCCCAGCCAGAAGACCCAGGAGCAGGACUCAGAGCCUGGCUCCACAGAGAGCCCCAUCUUCACCACCACCACUGAGGAGGAGCAGCUAGUGAAGCCCCGCCAGCGCACCUCAGCCAGCCGCGGCCUCUCACGCCUCUUCUCCUCCUUCCUCAAGCGGCGCUCGCAGUGCUCAGACGUAGAGUGGGCUGAGGUCGAGAAGGCGGAGAAGGACAGGAAAGAGAAGGCAGAGGCUGGAACAAAGGAGGAAAAGUUAGAGCAGGCCAAGGGGGAGGAGAAGAAAGAGGCAGAGGAAAGGGGGGAGAAGAAAGAGGAGGAAGAAGCAGCAAAGAAAGCAGAGAAGAAGAAAGAGGAGGAAGAAGCAGCAAAGAAAGCAGAGAAGAAAGAGGAAGAAGCAGCAAAGAAAGCAGAGAAGAAGAAAGAGGAGGAAGAAGAAGCAGCAAAGAAAGCAGAGAAGAAGAAAGAGGAGGAAGAAGCAGCAAAGAAAGCAAAGAAGAAAGAGGAAGAAGCAGCAAAGAAAGCAGAGAAGAAGAAAGAGGAGGAAGAAGCAGCAAAGAAAGCAGAGAAGAAGAAGAAGAAAGAAGGGGAAGAAGCAGCAAAGAAAGAGGCAGGGAAGAAGAAAGAGAAAGAAAAUAAAGAGGAGGAGAAGGGGAAGAAGAACGAGGCGAAUAAAGAGGUAAAGAAGAACGAGGAGAAUAAAGAGUUAAAGAAGAAAAAACGGAAGGGCAAAAAGAAAGCAGGGGAGGAGCACAAAGCAGGGGAGCAGUCCACAACAGAGGUGCAGGUGAAAGCCCCCAUCGCGGCCCCGGAGCCAGAGCUCAGAGCAGAGGCGGAGGGGGAGGCUGAACAGGAGAGGCAGGAGGAGCCGGUAGAGGACCAGGACCAUCACUCCAUCAGCAGUGCAGAGACACAGGUGAGUGAGGGAGACAGACACAGUGAACUUCUCACCUAG